Molecule: messenger RNA, 1999 nt
Organism: Umbelopsis ramanniana AG
Lineage: Eukaryota; Fungi; Mucoromycota; Umbelopsidomycetes; Umbelopsidales; Umbelopsidaceae
Exons: 5
Coding region: 51-1775 (574 amino acids)
Biological process (GO): amino acid transmembrane transport
Cellular component (GO): membrane
Molecular function (GO): L-amino acid transmembrane transporter activity
Source: RefSeq, a predicted model, not a curated record
UUGUGAAGUCAAUACCAGACCCUUCCCUUCUCCACUCUUCAACAGCCUGAAUGCGACCAAGGAGCUAUUCAUUGUUGCACGAACGGCAGCAAGCUCAGGAUUUGGACGAGGCUUUUGAGCUCGACGGGCCAGGCGAAUUGGAGCCUUAUGAUUCCCAUGAACUCGAUACUUUUUUGCAUCACUCUACUUCGCCUCAAUCAGACGACGAUGAAAGAUCAGGCGAUGAACAAGAUUUGUUGCCCGGUGCUCAUCAUCGUGAUCCAUCCACUGUCUCGCUCUUUUCACUCGACUCCAUACCCAUGAUCCCUCUGUCGCUAAGUCAAGCUCGAGGACCUGAUCUGCAAAAAAAAGUCUCGUUAGUCAAUGGUCUCGCUCUUGUUAUUGGCUCUAUGAUUGGAAGUGGUCUCUUCAGUUCUCCAGGCCCUGUCCUUGAAUCAGUAGGGGCCCCAGGCACCUCCCUGGUCGUAUGGCUUGUAUCUGGCAUUAUUGCCAUGGUUGGUGCUCUUUGCUACGCAGAGUUAGGCUCUAUGCUUCCGAUGAAUGGUGGAGAGACAGUUUAUUUGAACAGAGCAUUUGGAAGCCUGGUAUCGUUUGUGUUCGAGUUUGUCAACAUUUUCGUUCAAAAGCCUGGAAGCGUGGCCAUCGUUAGUGUCAUCUUUGGCGAAUACGUCUCCCGAAUCGUCUUUCACACUUACUUCUUUUCUACGCCACACGACUCGGACGCUGCAGCUGAACUUGCCGACUCCGUCAUUCCUCCGUAUUUACCAAAGUUAAUCGCUAUGCUAUGCGUUGUACUAGUGUCUGUCAUCAAUGCCCUGUCCGUCAAAGCGGGAAUACGAGCCCAGGAUAUUCUCACUGUACUCAAAGUUCUUGCUGCAACUGUCAUUGCUAUUGUUGGGCUGGUUAUUUUGGCAAGAGAUGGUAGUCGAGGAAGUCACAGUUUUGACGGUGACUUAUUUGCUGGGUACAAUGAAGUGUCCUUUGGUCAAUAUACACUAGCACUUUACUCAGGUCUUUGGGCUUACGAUGGCUGGAAUAACCUCAAUUAUGUUAGCGGAGAAAUGAAAGACCCAAAUAGAGAUCUUCCUAGGGUCAUCUUCAUUGGUAUACCAACAGUCAUUAUGUUCUAUUUAUUCUCAAAUAUUGCUUAUUUGGCCGUGCUACCCUCUAACGUCGUUGCGCAUACCAACACCGUCGCUAUGGACUUUGGAAAGAAGUUGUUUGGGACCGCAGGAGGAAUUUUAUUUGCCUUAUGUGUUGCUCUUUCCUGCUUCGGGACGGCCAACGCUACCGUCUUUACUAGCUCAAGAAUUGUCUUUGUGUCGGCAAAACAGGGCCAUAUACCAGCAUUCUUCGGUAAAGUCAGCUCAAAACGACAGACACCUCAGACAGCUAUCGUUCUCUUGGCUAUUUUGUCCAUGAUCAUGAUCAUUCCCGGCUCUUUCAAAACGCUCGUCAAUUUCUAUUCUGUUUGCGCCUGGCUGUUCUAUUUUUUGGCCGUACUUGCCCUGAUUGUAUUGCGUUUCAAGGAACCAGAACUCAAGCGUCCCUACAAGGUGUGGCUCUCGACUCCAGUCUUGUUCUGUAUAGUAGCUCUGUUUCUAUUCGUGAUGCCGUUUGUGGAGGCGCCGAUGGAAAGUUUUGCUGCAUUAGGCUUCACUGCUCUUGCUAUACCAUUCUGGCUUGUUCGCGUCAAAUAUGGGGAGCAAGUUGGACAAUUUUGGGAUGGUAAGCUAUAUUCGCUGAAUUGCGUAUCCAUUAUGGAGGUAUGUUGACGUUUGGGCUUUUACAGGACUUGUUUCGAAAUUAAACUGCCAGAAGCGAUGUGGUUGCCUCCCAUGGCACCGUAUUAUUUUCUGGAAGCGUGGAGGCGAGGGUUACGAGAGGCAGCAUAUGAUGGCCGAGGUUGACGACGUCUGAAAGAGACUGUAUUUCCUCAAACCACUGUAUCAUAUUGUAUAAAUAGAUACGAACCUAUUAACGUUCGUGAUAUCAGCAG